Messenger RNA from Corythoichthys intestinalis (scribbled pipefish), 2747 nucleotides. RefSeq names its product ELAV like neuron-specific RNA binding protein 2 (gene elavl2). Lineage: Eukaryota; Metazoa; Chordata; Actinopteri; Syngnathiformes; Syngnathidae. The record is from RefSeq and is a predicted model, not a curated record. Gene Ontology annotation, cellular component: ribonucleoprotein complex. Bases 729 to 1859 code for a protein of 376 amino acids. The transcript is spliced from 10 exons. Gene Ontology annotation, molecular function: RNA binding.
GUGCUUGCCACAUGUUACAGGUGAAUGCGAGAGUGUAAAAGUCAUAACUUUGCAAACGCUAAAGAAUAAAAAGUUCACAAUUGAGAUGGCGGGUGUGAGGGACAUGAUGCUGGUCAAAGGUCGGUUGUCGAUGAGUGGCAGUAAGGCGGGCCAAUGACGUCUCACGACACUGAGGAGCCAAUCGCAGAGAGCCUGUGCGUGUGUGGGGAAGGAUGUAGCCUAGCGUAUACUUCCGCGUCCAGCGCAUGUGUAUGUUGAGUGGGGGGCUGAUAGACAGACGGAGAGAGAGAGAGCGUUGUGAUACGGCUCUUUAUAUAUUCGCCGGCAGCAGGAGGACUAUGUUCCUUUGAAAGUCGAGCUCCUCCGUGCGCCGCACGGCACUCGCCGGUGAUGUCGCCUGUCUGUAUGACCCACCUGUAAAAGCGCGAGACAGGCACGACCCGAGGGGCUUCUUUUUUUUUUUUUUUCUCCUUUUUUUUUUCCUUUUUUUUUUAUGAUUCCUUUCAUUUUUACCCUACCUCCAACCCUCACUUUUUGCCCUUCUCCCUCUCAUUUCUCCAUUUGUUCCAGCAAGGAAUUCAUUUGUGUGCUAUGAUUUAAUAAAUGUUUUAUUUCUCCCUACUCAUUUUACGUUGUCCUUUUUCUUUGACCUUUGAAAAAACGUCGAGCGCCAUUAGCUACUUCUUUGGAAGUUUCAUUUGUAAAAACGACGACACCUCCCCAACAACAUGGCAGUCAGACUGUGUGAUGUGGCUUCUCUGCUUAGAAGUGGCGCGUGGCCAUCCGAGCCUUGGACCGGGGUGCUCGCCACCAUGGAAAACCAGCUGUCCAACGGGCCCGCCAACAUCUCCAACGACUGUUCUUCACCGGCGGAGUCGGGCGGGGUGGAGGAGAGCAAAACCAACCUUAUCGUAAACUACCUGCCUCAGAGCAUGAACCAGGAUGAGCUCAAGAGCUUGUUCGGCAGCAUCGGCGAAAUCGAGUCCUGCAAACUCGUACGGGACAAAAUAACAGGGCAGAGCCUCGGGUACGGAUUUGUCAACUAUGCGGACGCCAAGGAUGCGGAAAAAGCAGUCAACACCUUAAACGGAUUGAGACUCCAGACCAAGACCAUCAAGGUGUCAAAUGCGCGCCCGAGCUCGGCCUCCAUCCGAGACGCAAAUUUGUAUGUCAGUGGCUUACCAAAGACCAUGACUCAGACAGAGCUGGAGCAGCUCUUCUCGCAGUACGGCCGCAUCAUUACUUCGCGCAUUCUGGUCAACCAGGUGACCGGUCUCUCCAGAGGCGUGGGCUUCAUCCGCUUCGACCGGCGGGCGGAGGCCGAGGAGGCCAUCAAAGGCCUCCACUGUCAGAAGCCGCCCGGCGCCGCCGAACCCAUCACGGUCAAGUUUGCAAACAACCCCAGCCAGAAGAGCAGUCAGGCGUUGCUGUCCCAAAUGUACCAAUCGCCCAAUCGAAGGUACCCGGGAACGCUCGCACAGCAGGCACGCUUCAGAUUGGAUAACCUGCUGAACAUGGCUUACGGUGUUAAAAGCAGAUUCUCGCCCGUGGCCAUCGACGGAGUGAACAGCCUGGCCGGCAUCAAUCUCCCGAGCGCCAACGCCUGGUGCAUCUUCGUCUACAACCUGGCCCCCGACGCCGACGAGAGCAUCCUGUGGCAAAUGUUCGGUCCCUUCGGCGCGGUGACCAACGUCAAGGUCAUCCGCGACUUCAACACCAACAAGUGCAAAGGCUUCGGCUUCGUCACCAUGACCAACUACGACGAGGCGGCCGUCGCCAUCGGCAGCCUGAACGGCUACCGCCUGGGCAACCGCGUACUGCAAGUUUCUUUCAAGACCAACAAAGCCCCAAAAGCGUAAGGCCGCCGGCCGUUUUCUCGCAUCUCGUUUCGUGCCGUUCUCGUCACGCCGUUUUGUUUUAAGUUGUGUCCGCGAAACGUGUUUAAAAAAAAAAAAAAAAAAAAUUGUUAUAGCGAAUACCUUGCCAAAGAGCUCUACCCCUCUUUGAUGUAGGCUUCAGUGUCUAUUUUUGUAUGAGAAAUUUGGAGAAACUUUUUACUGACAAACUGAUGGGGGGGAGGAAAAAAAAGGUUUUGACAAGAAUUAUCGACUUCAUUUGCUAAGGUGUCUGAGCCGCAAAUUUAGCCUUCUGAUAUAAAAGCCCCCCCUUAUUUAAAAUGUUGACUAACAAGAAGGAGGUAAAGUUACCUGGGUAAAUAUUUUUUUCCCCUUACCUUGAAAAUUUGGCCAAAUUGUGCUUAAUCCUUGUUUAAUUUUGGUGUGAGCAAAGUUGAAAUCCUUAGUUUGCCAUAAGAGGCUUUUCUAAAAAACAAAAAAAAUUGUGAUUCUUAUCCAGUAAAAAAAUUAAGAACGUUGCUUUUGUUUUCCAUUUAAUCGUUCUGUGGUCAAAAUCGGUUACUUUUGAACUGAGCGUUUUGUUGGUUCAUACUGUAUUGACAUAUUCUAACCAUGUGAUGCAUAUAUUAAUGUCAGUGUAUAAACAGCUUUACUAACUUUAGCGUUGAGAAUGACAAUUGUCAGCAAGUGGAUGUUAGGGCUGACGAAAUGAUAGCGGGCAGUAAUAUGCAUCAAUGUUUUUGAAUUUUGUGUUUUGGCAUGAGGACAAAUUGUAAAGUCUUAUCUUUUUGUUUGUAUUCAUUCCUUAAAGAGGAUGUUUUUUUUUCUCAUUAUUACUUUGGAAUUGAGUUCCCGUCAUUUAAGUUUAUCAAUAAAUGAUUUUGAAGGGCA